This is a messenger RNA of Zingiber officinale, 3641 nucleotides long. Its product is annotated as homeobox-leucine zipper protein ATHB-15-like. The transcript is spliced from 21 exons. Gene Ontology annotation, molecular function: DNA binding; lipid binding; DNA-binding transcription factor activity. The record is from RefSeq and is a predicted model, not a curated record. NCBI's taxonomy places the organism in Eukaryota, Viridiplantae, Streptophyta, Magnoliopsida, Zingiberales, Zingiberaceae. The coding region runs from base 954 to 3464 and encodes 836 amino acids.
AAAUUUUUUGUUUGACACACCACAUGAUAUGCGAAUUUAUUUGAUAAUUUUGCAAUUGUUUGCUUAGAUUUAGCAAACUUACGAGGUUUGAAUUUCUCCUAUAUAAACAAUUCUCUUUCUGCUACUCGCUUGCUACUGCAGUGUUCAAGCUCGAAGGAGAAGAGGGAGUAGCAGUCGGAAGCUUGUUUUAAUCUGGCAGGACAAAUCGCCAUUGCAGGGAUUUCGAGGAACAGAGGUCGGAUUCGGAGGAAAGCUCGCAUCUUUUCCUUCUUUUGCUAGAGUUCGACGCCAUUGGUUGGUUCACACUUUGUCAGAUACCCUAGGGGGGUGUCGCAGAGACUGGGAACUGAGCCCCGCCGAUAAGCCGUAAAGAAGACGUCCCUGCUUUGUCGUACGACCGCUGUGACGAGUGUUGCUCCGGGUGCGAAGGAGGAGAUCGAGAUCACGGGUACGAAUCGUUGCCAGGGGUCGGUCCUUUUCUAUUUGUUAUAUUUAUUUCGUCGAAUUGCUGGGAAAGAUUUGUUUUUUCGGCGCCGAUCCGAGGAAAGCUGGUGGAUGUUGGGGCGGCAUCUGGCGUCCGGCCUUUAAUCGAACUCCGGAUGCCGAGGAAUUGCUUCUUCUGGCUUUCUUGUCACAGAGAUAUCGAGGAAUUCAGAGAGUGACGAUUCUUCCUGUCAGAAGUGAAAGGGAAAGAAAAUUUUCGCAGAAGCUUUAAAGACGUUUAUUAAAGGCUUCAAUAGUUUGAGGGGAUCUCUAAUCUCGGAAAGGCCACCUCUUUCUUGUGCUUGCUGUUGUCGUGGUAUAUGAGGAAAGGCCACCGGUAUUGGAGACUUGACACGGUUUUGGCUUAAAUUUCGGAGCCUUUCGCUUGUUUUUGUCCAAGGGUUGAUGAAAGAGAUGAAAGAAUUCUCCUUUUUGUUGCGAAUGCUGUGACUUCUCGAAACGAAGGGAAUAUGGCGACUGAUCAGGGAAAAUAUGUCCGGUACACACCGGAGCAAGUCGAAGCCCUCGAGAGAGUCUACUGUGAGUGCCCCAAACCGAGCUCAUUGAGGAGGCAGCAGCUCAUCAGGGAAUGUCCCAUCCUCUCCAACAUCGAGCCGAAGCAGAUUAAAGUUUGGUUUCAGAAUAGGAGGUGCCGAGAGAAACAGAGAAAGGAAUCGUCACAGCUUCAGACCGUGAACAGGAAGCUGAUGUCGAUGAAUAAGCUUUUGUUGGAGGAAAAUACUCGACUGCAGAAGCAGGUCACGCAGUUGGUCUAUGAUAAUAGUUACUUACGUCAACGAACCCAAAAUGUUGCAUUAGCGACAAUGCACACAUAUUGUGAGUCGGUUGUGACGAAUUUUCACCACCAUUUGAUAUCUCAGCAUAAACCAAGAGAUUCUACCCCUGUUGGAUUAAUGUCCAUUGCAGAGGAAACUUUAACAGAGUUUCUGUCGAAGGCUACUGGAACUACUUUCGAGUGGAUUCAAAUGCCCGGGAUGAAGCCUGGUCCGGAUUCUGUUGGAACCAUUGCUAUCUCACAUGGUUGCACUGGCGUCGUCGCUGCGCGAGCUUGUGCCUUUGUUGGUCUAGAAACCACAAAGGUUGCAGAAAUCUUGAAAGAUCGACUAUCAUGGUGUCGUGACUGUCGAUCUUUGGAGGCAAACAAUGUGAUGCUGACUGCAAAUAAUGAAACCAUUGAGGUGCUGUACAUGCAGGUCUAUGCUCCAACGACUCUGGCACCUGCUCAGGACUUCUGGCUGCUAAGAUAUACAAAAAUUCUUGAAGACAACAGUCUUGUGGUCUGUCAAAGAUCAGUCAAUAGCAUGCAAGGUGGCCCAAGCAUGCCCCCCAUGGAACAUUUUGUAAGGGCAGAAAUGUUGCCUAGUGGUUAUUUGAUAAGACCAUGUGACGAUGGUGGCUCUAUGAUUUAUAUCAUUGAUCAUUUUGAUUUUCAGUCUAGUAGUAUGCCAGAAGUUAUAAGACCCCUAUAUGAAUCAUCAACAAGACUUGCUCAGAGUACAACAAUAACAGCUCUACAUCAUUUAAGACAGAUUUCCUAUGAAAGUUCGUAUCCUACUACCUUUACCCCAUGGGGCAGGCAACCUGCAGCUCUAAGAGCACUUAGUCACAGGCUGAGUAGGGGUUUCAAUGAAGCUGUGAAUGGGUUUCCAGAUGAUGGAUGGUCUAUAAUCCCUAACGAUGUUGUGGAUGAUGUCACUGUUCUACUAAAUUCAUCUCCUAGGAAAAUGAUGACUUUAAAUCUUGGUAAUACUGAUGGAUCAUCCUCAUCAAGCAGUUCUGUUCUCUGUGCAACAGCAUCUAUCCUUUUACAGAAUAUAUCUCCACCUGUUCUCCUAUCAUAUUUACGAGAGCAUCGAUCAGAGUGGGCAGAUAGUGACAUAGAUGCAUAUUCUGCUGCUGCAGUGAAGGCUGCCCCAAGGACUUCAGCUGCAUCUGACUGUGGAAGCUCUGUUGGUCCAGUGAUAUUAACUCCGGUUCCCACUCUAUGCCAUGAAGAAUACUUGGAAGUGGUUAAGUUGGAAGGUAUUUGUUAUCAUCAGGAAACUCUUUUUCCAUGUCAGCUAUACCUCCUGCAGCUUUGCAAUGGAUUGAAUAACAAUUCCACUGGCACCUGCUCCGAGCUAAUAUUUGCCCCAGUAGAUGCAUCUUGUGCUGAUGAUGCUCCACUGUUGCCGUCAGGUUUUCGUGUUAUUUCUCUAGACUCUGAUAUGGACACGAGUACUCCUAAUCGAACCUUGGACCUUGCUUCUGCAAUUGGAGUUGAAUCGAUGGGAAUUCAAGCAUCCGAUGAAUAUUCUCAUAAUUGUGGCAGCGGCGGCAAGUCUGUCAUGACUAUAGCAUUCCAAUUUGCUUUCGAGAACCACCACAUAGAGAGAGUGGUAUCCAUGGCUAGGCAAUACAUUCACAACAUCAAAGCUUCUGUUAAAAAACUAGCAUUAAUUCUUUCACCGUCACAUCUCGGGUCUCAUGAUAACCUUUGCAUGCCACACGGAAGCACGGAAGGCGACACACUUGCUCGGUGCAUUUCUGAAAGCUACAGGGUUUAUUCAGGAUCAGAAUUGCUUGAAUCUUCCACUGAUGGCAGUGAUUCACUUCUAAAGAUGCUUUGGCACCACUCAAAUGCAAUUCUGUGCUGUACUACGACGGCCAUUCCAGUUCUUACCUUUGCCAACAAAGCUGGUCUCGAGAUGCUCCAGACAACACUGGUGGACUUGCAGAACACAACUCUUGAAAGUAUCUUCAUGGAGGAAGGAAGGAAGGCUAUCUGCAGAGAGUUUCCUCAUACCAUUCAACAGGCAGUGGACUGGCCAGGUUUUGUUUGCCUUCAAGGUGGUUUAUGCGUUUCAAGCAAUGGCAGAUCUAUUUCCUAUGAGAAAGUAAUUGCUUGGAAAGUGUUGGAUGAGGGAGGCAAUGCUCAAUGCACCUGCUUUAUGUUUGUUAACUGGUGUCACAUUGUUUGAAGAAUUUCCAAAGGGAGAGAUGUCCGUAAGCAUGGCUUUCUGAGAUGUUCAUAUAAACUGCAUUCUUUGCCUAAUUACCGAGUUAUUAUAGUAUUUGUGUAUCAGAAAACAUGGAUGGAAAGUUAACAAAAUAGAUUAAGUUAUACAAGAAAUGAGAAAUGUCUCUGUUUGAUUGUA